Molecule: messenger RNA, 1715 nt
Organism: Coregonus clupeaformis (lake whitefish)
Lineage: Eukaryota; Metazoa; Chordata; Actinopteri; Salmoniformes; Salmonidae
Gene: pth3r
Product: parathyroid hormone 3 receptor
Exons: 13
Biological process (GO): cell surface receptor signaling pathway; adenylate cyclase-modulating G protein-coupled receptor signaling pathway
Cellular component (GO): plasma membrane
Molecular function (GO): G protein-coupled peptide receptor activity; peptide hormone binding; parathyroid hormone receptor activity
Source: RefSeq, a predicted model, not a curated record
CUUCUCUCCGCACUAAUAGACUCUGAUGAUGUCAUCACGCGAGACGAGCAGAUUUACCUCCUGAUUGGUCCCCGUGCCAAGUGUGAGAGGAUAAUCCAUUCACAGCUGGCCAUAGUCAAAGAAGGUGACUGUGUACCAGAGUGGGAUGGGAUUAUCUGCUGGCCCAGAGGGAAGCCUAGUCAGCUGGUCUCGGUGCUAUGUCCAGAGUACAUCUACGACUUCAACCACAGAGGUCAGGCCUAUCGUCAGUGUGAUGCCUCAGGGAACUGGGAGCAGGUGCCUAGCAUCAACCGCACCUGGGCCAACUACACUGAGUGUACCACCUAUCUGUUGUCCAGUCAUAGAAGCCAGGAGGAGGUGUUUGAGCGGCUACACUUGAUGUACACCAUUGGUUACUCCAUCUCUCUGGUAUCCCUACUUGUGGCUGUCUCCAUUCUCUGCUACUUCAAGCGUCUCCACUGCACACGGAACUACAUCCACAUUCACCUAUUCACCUCCUUUGUGUGUCGGGCCAUCAGUAUCUUUGUGAAGGAUGCUGUCCUCUACGCCAUGUCUGACGACGGAAAGACUGAAACGGAGGACUUGGCAGAGAGACCCCAUAUGGUGGGCUGUAAGGUGGCCGUUACUCUCUUCCUGUAUUUCCUGGCGACCAAUCACUACUGGAUCCUGGUGGAGGGGCUGUACCUGCACAGCCUCAUCUUCAUGGCCUUCCUCUCAGACAAGAACUACCUGUGGGCACUCACCAUCAUCGGCUGGGGUGUCCCUGCAGUGUUUGUGUCCAUUUGGGUCAGUGCGCGAGCAUCACUGGCGGACACUCAGUGCUGGGACAUCAGUGCGGGAAAUCUGAAGUGGAUCUAUCAAGUCCCGAUUCUUGCAGCCAUUGUAGUGAACUUCUUCCUGUUCCUCAACAUCAUACGAGUGUUGGCCUCUAAGCUAUGGGAGACCAACACAGGCAAACUGGACCCCCGUCAGCAGUACAGGAAGCUGUUGAAAUCCACCCUUGUCCUGAUGCCCUUGUUUGGAGUGCACUACAUGGUGUUUAUGGCUCUACCCUACACUGAGGUUACGGGCCUGCUGUGGCAGGUGCAGAUGCACUACGAGAUGUUCUUCAACUCUUCCCAGGGAUUCUUUGUGGCAUUCAUCUACUGUUUCUGCAAUGGGGAGGUGCAGGCGGAGGUAAAGAAGGCGUGGCUACGGCGGAGCCUGGCCCUGGACCUUAAACAGAAGACCCGGGUGACCAGCAGCGGGGGCAGCUGCUACUACGGCGGCAUGAUGUCACACACCACAACCCACAGUGUGAGUCUGACUGUGGCCAAUCCCAGAGGAAUGUCGCUGAAUGGGGCCUCCGGGGUGGGAGGAGCCGGGGGAAGCAACGGGGGAGGGGGAAGCAGGCAGCCACGCCUCCUCACCUCUUCCUUCCACCCCCUCACCAACCUGCCAGGUUACGUGCCCAGCGACACGGAGACCCCCAGGCAGGAACUUGUCAUUAGGAGGCCGGGGGUGGGUGCUGGUGCUGGAGCUGGGGCCGGUGUAGGCACCUUUCCCAGGCACCCCAGGGCUGCUAACGAGGGGAUCCAAGGGGGUGGUGGUGGAGCCAAGACAGAGACUGCAGCCUCUGCGCCCCAGUGGUUGGGAGACGAGGAGCCCUGCUGCUCUUUGUCUCUAAAGGAACUAGAGACCAUCUUGUGAACUGGAACUGUCAGAUCUAUGGCGUC